GAUAUCUCGCUGCAUUUCGCGGUAUCUGACGUAGCAGUCGAGCCUUCUCCCACUCACCUCUGUACAAUCUCGCCGGAGAUUUCCUACUUAUAAGAGACUGAGAAGUCCGCAAUUUUACCUGCUUAACGUCACACGUGCAUUAACGAGGUCGUCCGGUCGAAGCGUUUCGGAAAUCAUUUUAUUACAAAAAUGUACAAGGCAAGGACGGUAUUUAAUAGGCUGGCCCCAUUGGCGCCUCGUAUAUGCGGCCCCGAAAGAUACGCUUCCUGGGUGGUCCGUAGUCAUCCGUUGACCAGGACCAGCCAGGUGAUCUUCACCGAGUCCGUGCGCAAGUAUGACAGUCGCGCAACAACAGAGCCCUUUCUAAAUGGCAGUACGAGCUCCUACGUGGAGGAGAUGUACAAUUCGUGGCUGCAAGAUCCGCAUAGCGUGCAUAUAUCAUGGGAUUCCUUCUUUCGAAACAGCACCGCUGGAGCUGCGCCAGGACUAGCGUAUCAGGCACCACCAUCCCUUGCUCCAAAUUACAAUCAAGUACCGCUUGGAGCUUUGUUGCCCUUGGGUGGUGGAACACAGCUCGGUCAAGCGCCCGUCAACGAAAAGAUUAUUGACGAUCAUCUAGCGGUACAAGCUAUUAUUCGUUCUUAUCAGAUUCGUGGCCAUCAUAUCGCUAAAUUGGAUCCACUCGGCAUCAACAGCGCUGAUCUUGAUGAUAGGCAUCCUCAAGAAUUACUCUAUACCCAUUAUUCAUUUGGAAAGAGACCACGUACUACUUACUCGCAGGAACUACAAUACCGAGUAGCUGUUCUAAUGCAAAAGGAGUCAGACAUGGAUCGCGUUUUUAAAUUGCCGUCGACUACAUUUAUCGGCGGCAAGGAAAAAUCAUUGCCGCUACGCGAGAUCCUAAAGCGGCUCGAGGCCGCUUACUGCGGUCACAUCGGCGUCGAAUUCAUGUUCAUUAAUUCCUUGGAACAAUGCAACUGGAUCAGGCAAAAGAUGGAGACACCCGGAGUCAUGGAAGUGACAAACGAUGAGAAAAGGCUCAUUUUAGCAAGAUUGACGCGCGCAACCGGAUUCGAAGCGUUCUUGGCACGCAAAUGGUCUUCGGAGAAGAGAUUCGGUCUGGAGGGUUGUGAAAUUUUGAUUCCAGCUAUGAAACAAGUGAUCGACAAGUCCACGGAAUUGGGAGUUGAAUCGAUUGUCAUGGGUAUGCCUCAUCGUGGUCGUCUUAAUGUUCUCGCUAAUGUUUGUCGCAAGCCGUUGAGCCAAAUAUUUACGCAAUUUGCUGCUCUUGAAGCCGCCGAUGAUGGUUCCGGUGAUGUAAAAUAUCACUUGGGUACAUAUAUCGAGCGUCUGAAUCGCGUGACGAAUAAGAACAUUCGUCUUGCUGUGGUUGCGAAUCCAUCGCACUUGGAAGCUGUUGAUCCAAUAGUUCAAGGUAAAACGCGCGCCGAACAAUUCUACCGUGGUGAUGGCGAAGGCAAAAAAGUUAUGUCCAUUCUUCUUCACGGAGAUGCAGCUUUCUGCGGUCAGGGCAUUGUUUUCGAGACAAUGCAUCUAUCUGAUCUGCCUGAUUACACCACUCACGGUACUAUCCAUAUUGUCGUGAAUAAUCAAAUUGGAUUCACCACGGACCCAAGGCAUUCGCGAUCAUCGCCGUAUUGUACUGAUGUAGCCCGAGUGGUGAACGCGCCCAUCUUCCAUGUAAAUUCUGAUGAUCCGGAGGCCGUGAUGCAUGUAUGCAAAGUAGCGGCAGAAUGGAGGGCCACCUUCCACAAGGAUGUUGUGAUCGACUUGGUCUCCUACAGGCGUAACGGUCACAACGAAAUCGACGAGCCAAUGUUCACACAGCCUCUGAUGUACCGCAAGAUCAGAAACACUCCACCAGCCCUCGAUAAAUACGCCAAUACGCUCAUCGCCGAUAGUGUUGUUUCUCCCGAAGAAGUUAAGGAUGUCAAAGAUAAAUAUGAAAAGAUUUGUGAAGAAGCGUAUAACAAUGCCAAACAAGAAACACAUAUCAAAUAUAAGGAUUGGUUGGACUCGCCAUGGUCCGGUUUCUUCGAAGGAAAAGACCCAUUGAAGGUAUCGCCCACUGGUAUCAAAGAAGACACACUCGUACACAUUGGCAAAAAAUUCUCGUCGCCACCGCCGAAUGCUGCUGAGUUUGUUAUUCACAAAGGUAUCGAGCGUAUUUUGAAGGCUCGCAUGGAAAUGAUCGAAGCUAGAACUGUCGAUUGGGCUCUCGGCGAAGCUAUGGCUUUCGGAUCUCUUCUUAAAGAAGGUAUUCACGUCCGUUUGUCAGGCCAGGAUGUGGAGAGAGGCACAUUCUCACACAGGCAUCAUGUACUACAUCAUCAAACUGUCGAUAAGGCAACUUACAGACCACUUUGCUAUCUGUAUCCCGAUCAAGCACCUUACACAGUGUGUAACAGCUCCUUAUCCGAAUUCGGCGUUCUUGGAUUCGAAUUGGGUUAUUCUAUGACAAAUCCUAACGCAUUGGUAUGUUGGGAAGCUCAAUUUGGAGAUUUCAAUAAUACGGCGCAAUGUAUAAUUGAUCAGUUCAUCAGCAGUGGUCAAGCCAAAUGGGUUAGACAAUCCGGUUUAGUCAUGUUGCAACCUCAUGGUCUCGAAGGAAUGGGUCCCGAACACUCCAGUGCUCGUCUGGAGCGUUUCCUUCAGAUGUCCGCCGAUGAUCCGGAUUAUUUCCCGCCGGAAAGCGAAGAGUUCGCCGUACGUCAGUUGCAUGACAGCAAUUGGAUCGUUGCCAAUUGCAGCACGCCGGCCAAUUACUUCCACAUCCUGAGACGGCAGAUUGCAUUGCCGUUUAGGAAACCGUUGAUCUUAAUGACACCAAAGUCGCUGCUUCGUCAUCCAGAAGCCAAAUCUAACUUUGACUUGAUGUUAGAAGACACGCAAUUCCUCAGAGUGAUACCGGAAGAGGGUGCGGCAGCUCAGAAUCCUAAUGGCGUUAAGAAACUGUUAUUCUGCUCUGGAAAAGUUUAUUACGAUUUGAAGAAAGCUCGUACUGAACGGCAAUUGGAUGACAAGAUCGCGAUCGCCAGAGUGGAACAGAUUUCGCCCUUCCCAUACGAUCUCGUCAAGAAGGAAGCUGCAAAGUAUCCCAAUGCAGAAUUGUUAUGGUCUCAGGAGGAGCAUAAGAAUCAAGGUGCGUGGACUUACGUGCAGCCAAGAUUCCACACAGCACUCAAUGGCACCCGAAGCGUAAUUGGUGCGUCAGAAACGAGUGAAAGUGAUCGAGGAUGGUUAGCUGAUUUGUUUUCAACUAAACCAACAAAACCCACAAUUGUGUCAGAGCAAUCAAUGGAACCUACUGUAUCAAAGCAGAGAAUAGUGAGCUAUGCUGGACGUCCUACAGCGUCGUCACCCGCAACUGGCAGCAAAAUGCAACAUCUCAAGGAACUCAAACAAUUAGUUGACGACUCCCUCAACUUUUAAUGAUCCUUUUUAGUGCUACAUGUAGAAAACUAAAGAUUUAUUUAUUUUUCUCAUAUCUUAAUGUAUCUGUUACAUAAUAUUUUUGUGUCCUGCUCGUCAUAUAACAAACAACAGAGAUUAUACUAUACUCGUUUAAAAAA
This is a messenger RNA of Camponotus floridanus (Florida carpenter ant), 3593 nucleotides long. It is a transcript of the gene Nc73EF, whose product is annotated as 2-oxoglutarate dehydrogenase, mitochondrial. Lineage: Eukaryota; Metazoa; Arthropoda; Insecta; Hymenoptera; Formicidae. Gene Ontology annotation, cellular component: oxoglutarate dehydrogenase complex; mitochondrion. The transcript has 17 exons. Gene Ontology annotation, molecular function: oxoglutarate dehydrogenase (succinyl-transferring) activity; thiamine pyrophosphate binding. The coding region runs from base 190 to 3453 and encodes 1087 amino acids. Gene Ontology annotation, biological process: tricarboxylic acid cycle. The record is from RefSeq and is a predicted model, not a curated record.